AUGGAAACUGGCAUUGAUAUAGACCCAGAUAACCCAAACAACAAUGAUACAAACAACCUGAUGGAUUUAGAGUGCAGCAUAGACACCAGUGAUAUACAGACAGAACCCAAAGAAUACAAUUACAGCGACGCACAAAUUGCAAAACUACUAGACACAAACGGCGACAUUUACCAACUGCAAAUCGACACCCUGUCCUUGACAAGGAGAGGGUCAACAAAAACACAAAACAAGAACAACCCAUUAAUGCAUGACAGUACACAACAAAAUUUGGACAAUUCACAAACGGACAAUGGCAGCGACACUGACCUAGAAAACUUAACACAAAAAACGCCUCCUCAAACAGACCGAAACCGGCCCAAUGCGAACACUCUAGAUGAACCAAACAAUACCCCUGACUACAAUACUGACAAAGAGACUGACAAUACAGAAACACCCUCUUUGACAUACAGACUACUCUCUACUAUCCCGACGCAUCUACACACAACUUUUCAAACCCUAAACAACCUAAACGAAAAACAAAUUAAGACGAAAACAACACUGGAAAACCUCACAACCCAGAAAGCGGACGGAAUACUACCCAGCAACUUAAAAAAAAAACGGACUGCCACAUCAUACCAGACAAAGACCUCCGGAAAUGCUGG
Messenger RNA from Paramuricea clavata, 641 nucleotides. The record is from the annotation of a GenBank genome assembly. NCBI's taxonomy places the organism in Eukaryota, Metazoa, Cnidaria, Anthozoa, Malacalcyonacea, Plexauridae.